AUGGCUACUGUGGCCGUCAAGGAGGAGAAGGUGGGGCCUGGGGUCAUCCUUAGGGAGGGACUGAAUGAACAUUUGACCCCACUCCAGAAAGAGGCCCCCUCAUCCGGGGAGUGUGUUUCUUCCUGUGGUGUGAACUCUCUACCAUCCUCACCCACAAGGCCGCAGUCUCUCCCAACCCCGCCCACUGGACCAUGGUCGCCCCUGCUGACCUUGACCCACUCUGCCCGCCAGCCAUCAGCUCUGCUCUCUGGACAUCAGUCCUCCCAUCCACCAGCCAGACCUCAGUCGCCUGCCGAUCCGCCAGCCAGACUUCAGUCCUCUGCUUCCCUGACACCCCUGCUACCUGUGGAACCACUGUACUUUUUUCCAGAUGAGAAGGUGGUGUUUGAAGAGGUUGUGUUGGAGGAAGUACCGGAGGAAGAUAAUGAUAUCUUCAACCAGUUCACACCACAGGAAGAAACACACUCCCCGGAUGAGGGACCUUCCACCUCCACAUCUGUGACAUUCACUGACUUGAUCACAGUGCCACAAAGGGAGAGAGCCAUCAGAAAACGUAUGAAGCCACCCUCAUAUAAUCUUUCAAGUGAGGAACACAUUGACUAUAUCACAAAAAAAAACAUCCAGCAAGAAACCAGCUAAGCAAGCCAGCAAGUGCCCGCUCAGCAAGCAACCAAAAGGGAAAAGAAAGCAGGAAAAGAAAAGCAAGUCACCUUGCAAAG
Molecule: messenger RNA, 719 nt
Organism: Alosa sapidissima (American shad)
Lineage: Eukaryota; Metazoa; Chordata; Actinopteri; Clupeiformes; Clupeidae
Exons: 3
Coding region: 1-639 (212 amino acids)
Source: RefSeq, a predicted model, not a curated record